GCACAGUUCGAAAAAAAAAGAUAUCGAUAGUUUAAUGACGAUACUGCUACAUUCAAAAGGGUUAAGGCGUACCGAAGAAAAAUAUCCGCUGCCUUGAUGUACAUUGCAGUGUUUUAAUCAAUCUUGUAAAAACUAUAACUUGUAGAUGUGUCAUGUCUUCACGAUAUGAUGUCAGAUGAUAUGUUACCCCUGCAAACUAAAUGUCACUAAACUUUCUCCUUUGACAGAGACUGAUUAGAUAUAAAGAAGAAGGAAAAAUAAGAUAUUAAGAAAUGGGUUAGGUGGAAGUUCGCAUAGCUGUCGUAACAAUGUUACUGCGGCUGUUAAACAGAAAUACUUCCGGCCUCGAGUCAAGUGGGCAGCUGCUAAUCCGUGCGGGGAUGUGAGUGGGCGUCCCCCGGCGUUGGUUGUGACGUAUUGAAGCCGAGGCGGGGCGUUGCCCACAACAUCGGGCCGAGAUGGGAGACCGCGAGGAGCGUCAGGACCUGCUCGUGCGAGACGGUUCGCACGAGUACGACGCCACCUCCGGCGCGGGGGCGGUCGGGCCCGCCGGCUACUGCAGCGACGACGACGAGUACGAUGCGGACGGGGGCGGUGUCACACUGUCGCCGGCGAGGGAGGCGGCGGAGGUUGCGGCCCUCGCCUUGAUGCUCGCCCUUUCGUCGGCGGUGGCCGUCGUCUUGCUGCCGCUCUACUUGGACACCGUCGCCUCAGUGGGCGACGCCUACACCGCACUGCUGUUCACCACAAUCGGUUCGUCAGCAGUCCUGCUGCCAGUGGCGUGGGUGGCAGGGGGCGUACGCGUGGGCGGCUACGGCAGCGCCGGCAUCGCCGGCUACGCGCCGCCGAGCGUGCGCUUCCGCCUGCGGCUGCAGCCGCGGCGGCGCUGGCUGGUGCCCCUGAGGGACGGGUCGCUGCUGGCCGUGGCGGGCUUCCUGACACUGAGUGCUCUGCAGGAGAAGCGGGUGCCGUGCCACGCUCAGGACCCGCUCAAGGGGCUCAUCAUGGUCGUCGCUAUCGUACACUAUUUCUUCUUCUCACACAGGGUGGUGUGCCUGCGGCAACUGUUCCUGAGCACGGGGGCGGCGGUGGGCCUGUUCGUGGCGUGCGACUACGCACUGUGCGACGGGUACCGGUGCCGCGGCUGGGAGCGGGACGGCGGACGGGAGCAGGACGAGGGCCCGCCGCUGGGGCGCGGGCUGCGCGCCGCCUGGCUCGUGGCGUACCUGACGGGGCUCACCGUCUGGACGCUGGUGGCGGGUGCCCUGUCCGAGGGCGGCGAGCGGCCGUCCACGCCGGGCGCGGCACUGCUGCACGCGGGUCGCCUGCACGCCACGGCACUGCCCCUCACGCUCUUCCUGUUCGUUCUGGAGCUCGUGCCGGGCAUCGCUGGGGCCGCGGUGCGCGCCGCGCCCUCGCUGUGGGGUGCGCAGUGGGCGGGCCUGGCGGCGCACUUCUCGCACGGCGGGGUGGCGGGCACGGCGUGGCCGUGGCUGGUCGCCUACUGCUCGGCGGCCGCCUGCUCGGCGCUGCUGCUGCGCCGCCUGCGCGUCAGCUCGGUGCUGGUGCUCGGCGCCGCCUGUGGCGGGGUGCCGCUCGCCUCCCUGUGGUGGUCGCUGUUCCGCGUCCGCUACAACGGGAAGCCCCCUCUCGGCUUUGGGUUGGUGGAGUGGCACCCGAACCUGGCAACGGGGGAGGCGAUCUCGGCACUCCUGGGUCUGCCGCUCGUGGCGGCCGCCACGGUGCUCGCCCUGCGCGCCCACCUCUCUGCCAGGAAGGGCACCGCCAGGGAACCGGACGCCUGCGGGGGCGGAGCUGCCACCCGAGCCGCCGCCACGGGCACCGCCCGCCUCUGCAGUCCCGACUCCUCGUCGUAGGGGCCCUGCGCAUUCCCCUCCUAGCGUAAAACCGUGAUCUCACAGUGUUAAGUCUCCUGCCCCCCCCCCCCUUUCCUACCACGUUACAUUCCCACCCUGUGUGCGCCAAAAAACUUACACUUUUGUUUUGGUCUGGAAAGUUCUCAAAGACUUAAGUCGAGAUAAAAGACUACAUUGCAAACAUAUGCCAUAAAAUAGAAAUUGUGUUCCCCCCCCCCCCCCCCCAAACAUUGUUUUCCACAUAUCCUCUGUAUUUACUGACUCCUCUGUGUCAUAAGAAACAAUUAGGAUGAGCCUUUUCCAACUAUCAUGGCACAGUUAAAACUGAGAACUUUCUUGAUCAACUGUGUACGUUUUCAUAUCAUAGCACUUUGCAUUGAGCCAUAUCUGACCAGUUUUCUUCAUUGUAAUGUUUUGAAAAUUUGAACUGAGUGCUUGGUGGUUGAAAAUUUAUCUGCAUGAUGUGACUUACCAAAUGAAAGUCCUGGCAGGUCGACAGACACACAAACAUACACACAAAAUUCAAGCUUUCGCAACAAACUGUUGCCUCAUCAGGAAAGAGGGAAGGAGAGGGAAAGACGAAAGGAUGUGGGUUUUAAGGGAGAGGGUAAGGAGUCAUUCUAAUCCCGGGAGCGGAAAGACUUACCUUAGGGGGAAAAACAGUUUGUUGCGAAAGCUCGAAUUUUUUGUGUAUGUUUGUGUUUGUUUGUGUGUCUGUCAACCUGCCAGGACUUUCAUUUGGUAAGUCACAUAAUCUUUGUUUUUAGAUAUAUUUUUCCUAUGUGGAAUGUUUCCCUCUACUAUAACUAUAUAUAUGCCAUUUUGCAUGGUAAAGUAAUGAAAAAAGUAAAACCUGGUGAAAGGUGCAGAACUUUUUUGACACCAUUACGCAGACUGAAUUUCUUUCUAGUAUUUCAGAUGUGAGUUUCUGCAGUACAAGCCAUGUCUGAAAUUGUCAUCCAUUAAUAGCUAUCUCCAGUAAUAGCUGCGUUCCUCCAAAAUUUGUUAGUCCUGAUCCAGCAUUAUAACACAAAAAAAUAUUAUAUAUAACUGUAGGAUUUGUAACAAGAAGUUGUACAAAGGGAUUGUUGCUGCCUAUACAGCUGUGUCACUUUGUGGUGAGAGAAGAAAAAAUGUUUUUUGAUCACAAGGAUUAUAAAAUAUAAAAUCACUUUAAUGAUCCCUGAAAUGCCAUAAGUAAAAAGUUAGAAAAUCAAACAGAUCUUAUCAAUGCAGUCGCAGAAUAUGUACAGCUCUGUUACAUUGGCUAUCGUAUUCUUGUCAGCAAACUACAUAACAAUGUACAAGGGUCAUACUGAAGUUCACAAGCAACUUAUCAUUACAAAUAUUAAUUAUGUUUUUUAGACAAACCAUGUACAUAAUGUUGCUCUAAUGAAUUUUCUGCCACAUCGAAUGCGCAACGGAGCUCCAACAGUGUCUAGAUGUAGCUGGUAACAUUUAUGGCUGCAGAAAAUUUGCCAGAAUGUUACCCUCUGCAUCCAAAAGCUGCUACUCAUAACUUUCCCAGGCAGAGUAUCUGUUCGUGCUUUGGUUUUUGACUGCAGCAGUCAGAUGCUACCGUUCCAUAUUUCAAACUCGUAAUUAUGAAAACAGCUUUCAUCACUUGUCACAGUUGUCAUCAAAACUCCAUACCCUCCAUUUUGUCAUCUUACAGCAUUGUGUCAUAAUUUUUGUUUAUUAUGUUUUAUCGUCUCCAAGUUUGUUGAACACCUUAUAACACACCAGACAGCAAAGACCCCAAUCAAAGUUCUGUGUUCUCAGAUGUGUACCAAAAUUCAUCGGUGGUUGAUAACAUUAAUUUUCAUAUUUAGAAAAUGGAUGUGGCUUCAUACAAAUGAAAAUGGAAACAUGAUAGCAUACAUAGAGCAGGAUGAUGACUUAAUAAACAUCUAAAAUACCUGCCAUUAGUAACAAUCAUUAAAUCGCCACUUCCUCACGUGGUUCAAAAGUAAUAGAUCAAAUUCUGCUCUCGUAAAGUUGCCAUCAUGUGUCCAAAUAACUCCACAACCUUUCACUUUACAUCCCAUAAACUCCUCUACGGACU
This is a messenger RNA of Schistocerca nitens (vagrant locust), 3942 nucleotides long. RefSeq lists its product as uncharacterized. NCBI's taxonomy places the organism in Eukaryota, Metazoa, Arthropoda, Insecta, Orthoptera, Acrididae. The record is from RefSeq and is a predicted model, not a curated record. Bases 459 to 1877 code for a protein of 472 amino acids. The transcript has 5 exons.